Messenger RNA from Sparassis crispa, 1743 nucleotides. RefSeq lists its product as uncharacterized. The record is from RefSeq and is a predicted model, not a curated record. The coding region runs from base 1 to 1743 and encodes 580 amino acids. Gene Ontology annotation, biological process: carbohydrate metabolic process. NCBI's taxonomy places the organism in Eukaryota, Fungi, Basidiomycota, Agaricomycetes, Polyporales, Sparassidaceae. The transcript is spliced from 10 exons. Gene Ontology annotation, molecular function: kinase activity; phosphotransferase activity, alcohol group as acceptor.
AUGGCGAGUGCAAUACCCGCAAGCUACUACAUCGGAGUCGAUGUCGGGACAGGAUCCGUGCGCGCAGGCCUCGUAAAGCAGGAUGGCACACUCGUUGCAUCCUUCACGGAGCCUACUGCCACCUACCGCGAUCCAGAUGACCACCGGAUCUUUGAGCAAUCCACGAACAACGUUUGGGCCGGGAUGUGCAAGGCAAUCAAGGCCGUCCUCGAAGAAGCUAACGUCUCCUCUUCGGUCGUCAAGGGCGUUGGGUUUGACGCGACGUGUUCUCUGGCGGUCGCGGAUAUGAACGGAGAACCCGUGGUGGUGACCAAAGGCGACCAACUUGGAGAAAUUGGAGACCGUAACAUUAUUCUAUGGGCAGACCAUCGAGCUGAAACCGAAGCCGAUCUAAUAAACAGCACUGGAUCUAAGGUGCUUGAUUACGUCGGCGGGACGAUGAGUCUGGAGAUGGAAAUCCCAAAGACCCUCUGGCUGAAGCACCACAUGAAGCCGGAGCGGUUCGCGCGUUGCCAAUUCUUCGAUCUCCCUGACUUCCUGACUUACCGCGCAACGAGCGAUAGCACGCGUUCGUGCUGCUCAGUGACGUGCAAGUGUUCCUUCGUCCCAAUGUCAGGGUGGCAGGCAGAUUUCUUCCAGAAGAUUGGGCUCGCCGAGUUCCCUAAAGACAAUUACACCCAGCUGGGGGGCGCGGAUAUGAAUGUACUUACAGCCGGCUUACCGGUAGGUAGAGGUUUGUCCAAGAAGUCUGCGGAGGAGAUGGGCCUCCUAGAGGGUACUUCUGUGGGAAGCGGUGUCAUUGAUGCUUACGCAGGAUGGUUGGGUACAAUUGCAGCACGCUUCAAAGAAAAUGGUGAAUUGUCCCCCAUCGUACCGUCUCUGGACGAGUCCAGCCAUCGUCUCGCGGCGGUCGCAGGCACGAGUACCUGCCAUAUAGUUCAGAGUCGAGAAGGUGUGUUCGUGAACGGUGUAUGGGGCCCAUACAAGGAUGCCGUCUUCCCCGGAUUCUGGAUGAACGAAGGUGGACAAUCAUCGACUGGUCAAUUGAUUGAUUUCAUGAUCACGACACAUCCCGCAUACCCGAGGUUGAAGGAGCUUGCACAGCAGCAAAACAUCGACAUUCACGAGGUCCUGCAUGAUGAACUGGAGAAGUUGCGGAUGGAGGCGGGUGCGGAAAAUUGGACAGAGCUCACCAAAGAUAUGCACUUCUACCCUGAUCUGCAUGGCAACCGAUCCCCCAUCGCGGAUCCCCGCAUGCGCGGCUCCUUGAUGGGUCUCGCCCUCGACGACGGCCUCUCGGACCUUGCGCGCAAGUUCAACCUCACACUUGAGGCAAUCGCGCUCCAGACACGGCACAUCGUGGACGAGAUGAACGCGAAGGGGCACAAGAUCACGUCGAUCUACAUGUCGGGCGGCCAGGCGAAGAACCUCAUGCUCAUGCAGCUUUUCGCCAACACUUGCAGCAUGCCUGUCGUGCUUCCGCAGAGCAGCGGUGCCGCGGUCGUGCUCGGCGCCGCGAUGCUCGGGCGCUUCGCGGCGAUGGACCACACCAAGAUGAAUGCGGAGGCGCAGGGGAAGGCGUUGUGGGACACCAUGGUGGAGAUGACACCGGCAGGAACCAUGAUCACUCCCGCAGCUGAUCCAAAGGAGAAGAAAUUGCUCGAGGCGAAGUACAAGAUUUUCCGCGAGACCAUUGAAAUUCAGAAGCGGUGGAGAAAGCAAAUGGAAGAAGCAUCACAAUAG